Molecule: messenger RNA, 4936 nt
Organism: Saitoella complicata NRRL Y-17804
Lineage: Eukaryota; Fungi; Ascomycota; Saitoellomycetes; Saitoellales; Saitoellaceae
Exons: 2
Coding region: 74-4936 (1620 amino acids)
Biological process (GO): RNA export from nucleus; protein import into nucleus
Cellular component (GO): nuclear pore inner ring
Molecular function (GO): structural constituent of nuclear pore
Source: RefSeq, a predicted model, not a curated record
AGCAAACGGACCCUCCGACCAACUGUGUUGCAAUUGAAGCUUUGGGAAGGUUGCACACAGAUAUCUCUUGACUAUGGCCGAACGACUGGCACCGAUUUCGUUCAGAGAGUUGACGCGAAAUUUGAAGGCUUUGAGGAAGGACAAUGCCGAUGCAACACUGGUUAUCGACAUUGUGAAGAAGAGAUUACCAAUCUUGAAGAGAUUGCGCUUUGCACCGGCGGCCGCGGCUCCCGAAAACGUCGGGGAAACAGUCGAAAUUGAUGGCAAUACCUAUAGACCGACAGCCACGCAGAAGGCGGAUGCAGAAAGACUUUCCAAGAUCGCCGGUACAAGUGUAACAGACUGCUUACGAAUUACACUGUUACCGGAUGUCCAGAUCAUGAAUGAGGAUGCGAGGCUGGCCUACUUGGUUCGAAGACACGCCCGCGAAUCAGCAGCAAUCAUUGACUUGGCAACGGCUAUAUUCGACGAAGCAUCAGUUGUGGAUCACCAACAUGCGAAGCUCAUUGACGAACUGCUUGUUCAGAUCCAGGUCACAGAAAAUGCCGAGUCCGACUUCUUCCUGAACGUCGUCAAGGCGGUCAAAGAACGAUCAACACCAUCAGCGUCAGACACAGAGUUCGUCGUAUUGCGAUCACUUCUGCGGCUUGUUUUCGCUGCGGCUUACAACAAGAUUUCAUGCUCGGGCGACCGUGUCGCAGGCUGGCUUCAGGUCGUCUCGCAAACACGAUUCUUCGACGACGUCCAGGCAAAUGCACCGGAACCAAUUGCGAUGACAGUAAAGUGCUUAGCAUGUGCAAUCAGUAUCGAAAUGCUUGCCGUGUCUUACUCUGUCACCACACCUCUUGGCUCAGCGAAUGGCAACGCAAAUAUGUACCUUUCAGCACCAAAAUAUCUCUUUGCCAUACACAAGCAGAUAACCGAGCAUAUUCCUCCGAUGGACCCGUUUGCUUCCCCAAUACGUAUGACUUGGGGUCUUGUGUUGAGUGAAAUUGCUGUGGAGAAGGAGCAGAUGGGAGUACCCGCAGAGUAUACUCAGACUGUGGAUCAGUUGCUUGCUGAUAAUGCUCCGCAAACGCUUUUAGCGAAUGCCGUGAAUGACGCAGGCGUCAAUACCAUCAAGGUAGCGGUAGAGCAUCUUGCGAGGGAGGAAGAAGCAAGCGCGGGUCAACAGUACGUAUCGGUGUUUGAGGAGCUGUUACGGCACAUGCUUCCGUACCUUUCUUACUCUAUGGAUGUUGCGGCAGCCGUUACGUCUGUGUACACCAGCGCACCAAAUUUGACGUCUUUGUUUAACGCGGAUGAAGGAUCGAUAGUGUUCAGAGAGAAGCUGAGAGGGAUGUUUCCGCAUGACUUUCACUCAUUGCCGCGAUUGAUGACGGCUCUCGCGUCUCCGGCGACGGCAGCGGCUGUCAUGGAUUAUCUGAGGAAGCUUCCAACUUACACGCAAAUCAUUCCUCGGGGCUUUUCAGCGUACGACCUGGAGUCUCGCAAAGUUGAAGGGGAUACAAUCAACUCAAUAAAGCUUCGGAAGGAUUUCGUCUUAUUCGGCAGAUCACCUGUGCCGUUCGUUGCGCCUGCCGGAACAUCCGGAAGCAUUCUUUCGGGCACUGCUAACCCCUCAGUUGUCAUGUGGAAUUAUGCUUAUAACGCGUGGAAUCUCUUUGGAAGGAUCAUGGAUGUGGCUGAAAGUGACGUGGUUGCCUUCGUGGGAGACGACGACCAAAGAACGGUCAUCCUUACCAUCAUUCGUUUGCUUACGCGGAUGGUUGAGCAUCUCCCUGCGGCUGAGGCGGUGGAGUUGUUGAAUGAUGCUUCGGAGGACAUGCAGGGUGAUGGCAGGAACAUCAUCAGUGUGGUGUAUGGAAUCAUGGAUCGUGCGAUCGGGAUCGUUGGUGAGGAGGACAAAUUCGGCAGAGUUCGGAGUAAGGUUACCGCUGCGCGAACUGCGGCGAAGGAAGUUGCUGUGUCUUGUGUCGACUUUUUGAGAGCGUGUGUGCCGCUUCACCCCGACGGCGUGUGGCCGUUGGUUUCUAGGAGUUCGUUGUUGGAUAAGAAAUCGUCGAAUUUUGGACGUAUGGCUGGUGCCGCUGGGGAUUUCCUGCGGAUUGUAGCCGGUCAGGAGUGUAUCUCUGGCUCUUACGAGUUUCUUAUCGCUGUCAUCAAGCUGGUGGAAGCGCUUGUUGUGGAUACAAUUGAAGACGCCGUCAAUAUUCUCAGUGGCGUGAGUGGGACUUCAGCGCGCGUACGAACGGAAGUCUUGCAAAGUUUCCUCGGUGAAAGCGGAUCAUUAUUAGUCGAGGUCUGGAGUGGUUUUGGAGAGUGGAGAUACACGGAUGUUCGGCAGCGCUUUUACAUUGGGACCGCUUUGGUGUCUCUGUUCACUCUGGUGCUAAGCAAGGUCUACGGGUUGGCUGACGGGAAGAAGUUGUUCCCCACGCUUGCGUCGUGCGCUGACUCCAUCGUGUCCUAUAUAUGCUCUCUGACAGAGACUGGCCAGAUCGCGCAGGGAGCAUCUUACAGACCGUUCGCACCUAUACUGGGUCUCCUUGAGUCUCACGAGAAGGGAGCGGAGCUUUAUCGUGCUGUGGGACAGCAAAGUGCAGCCAGGAGUGCGGAGUCAUAUGCGGAUGCUCUUUUGCAGUUGACAGAAACGUUGGUGAGGUGCCGAAGUUACAUCACGAGUGCCAGCAUGGCUUCUCGUCUUGAAGAAGUGUUGUUUGACAAAAUCUCCGGAUUGGCGGCGCUUUUCGUGAGCAAUUUUACAGAAUUACGACGACGCCGCAUUGCCAAAGUCAUUGCGGCCAUCAUUGGCGCUCAGGGUGACAUUGAAGCCCCUCCAUCUCUGGUCGCUCAUCUCGCCAUCAACGCUGAUGCCCUUGUCGCAACCAUGGUAUGUAUACUGGAAGACGCCUCGUGCAGCAAGCAAGAGCAAUUGGUUCUCUGGGAACUGCUUAACGCUGUCGUGAGCCAGAGGCAGCAGGGUUUCGCAGCGUUAGUCUUGAGUACAGAAAGGUUGAGCAAUGGCGUUUUUGCGCACGACAAGUUGCAGAAGUCAAGCAAGACAUCUCUACUUCAAGUCGCUACCGCCAGGCUCCGUCACACCACGGACACAGAAGUAACCCUUGCUAUUGUCAAGUUCAUUGCAAGCGCUCAAAACUACUGGGCGUCGGCAACGGCUGAUCUGAGCAAGGACGCCGAAUUCUGGAAGAAGAUUACUUCUCUCAUGGACACAAGCGCGAUUGAUGUUUACAAUAACGCCAGACCCGUAGACAUUGAGGCCAUCUCUUUCCGGUUUUCGUGCGCAGCAUAUGCUACCCAGAUUUCUGCAUCGCAGCUGUUCAGUGGCAACGGCGAGCCAGAUGAACUACAAAAGGCAAUCAUCGACAGAUUGCGGAAGUCAUCUGAUACUCUAUCGGAUGUGGCGCUGCGCAUUCGCGGGUACCGUCCCUCACUCCAUGGGAAUCUCCAGAGGAACUUCCAGAAGAAGUGGCCAGUAGCACCUGUACUGGCAUUCAGACACACUGGCGUCAUUGACACAAGGUACGGUACGCAGUACUUCUAUGAUGCUGAUGUUGCUACGACUCUGGUCUGUCGCGACAACGCGUGGCAGUCUUACAUUCAAGAGGUCAAGGCAGCGAACAGUAACCUUUCUCUGCUGGAUUCUCAGGUGAUGUUGUUGCGAGCCUGGAUACUUAUGGCAACUGCAUUGAGUGAACAUGCCGCGAAGGACAAGGUCUUAUCAGCUAAGCUUGUCAACACCGUCAAGGUUUGCUUGAAUGCCAAUGUUAACGAGGAGGACAAUUGGGCGGUGGCGAGCUCUGUUUUCGCUGAACGAGCUGCGUUAGCCUUCAACCUUGUUUCUAAGCUUCGAACAUCAGCGGUCGUCCAAGGCUCCGACUAUACCGAGAUUUUCAAUCAUGCCUAUCUCGCAUUUAACUCCUCCGAAGCACCAUAUCUUCAGGCGCUCACCGACAAUGACUUGUCUUAUCACCGCGUCGUCUUAAGAAUCUUGUAUCUUUCUUUAAGAGGUAUCAAUGACGCAGACUCCUCGAGCUCAAAUCACCAGCUUUACUCCGCCGUGGCCGGUAUAUUCGAGCUCGUUGUUGCCAAGGGUGCUGCGAGGAUCUUCGAGAAAGCCCGAACAGCACCAGAAGCGUCUGCAGUCGACGACGUCAUUCUCAUCAUUGCUCUCCUCCAGGAACUUCUUGAUUUUGACGGGGUCGAAGGGCUUCUUCCCGCCUUCGGCGGUGCGUUAGCAGACAGUGGUGCGCUCACCUCAGCAAUGAGCCUUUACUCGUGGGCAACGCAGGCUCUUGUCGAUGGAGAACCUUUGUUUGCGGAAACAACCUUAACAUACUUGGCAGCUUUGUCUUCAGCACCUCUUCUCGCUGAACAGCUUGCUACUGAGAAUGUUCUCGGUGUUCUGAUUGAGAGCCCGAUUUCACAGCAGAUCCGGGAGGGUGGUGUAAGGCCUGACACGCAGAUCCGACUUCAUCGUGUAUGGACCCGAGGUAUUCUGCCAUUGCUGCUAAACAUGUUACGCCAUGUCGGCGGUCGCAUCGCUCGCGAUAUUUUGGCUUUCCUCGAACUGUUCGAAGCGCAGGUCCAGUCUACACUUCUCGCCUGGCAACAACUGAAUAUCGUAACCCUCGCAGCGUUGGACGAAACUAUGUUCUUGGUUGUUCUCUUCGGCACCCUGAAGAUGCUGUUAUCUGAUGAGGGAUUUGUCUGGAAUGGUCGCAACAACCUUGCGCUGAGUGUGGAUUAUGCGUUGACGCACCCCAAGUACCUUGCAACGCUGAUUACUCCCGUCACCGCGGAAGAACAAAAGCUGCAAGUAACAUCGAGAGGAGAAGGUCAGACUGCUUUGCGCGAAGCAGUAGUUGCUCAGCUUCGCCGUUUGCAGGACCUUUUGCAGGAAGAAGACAUGUGA